This is a messenger RNA of Candidula unifasciata, 287 nucleotides long. NCBI's taxonomy places the organism in Eukaryota, Metazoa, Mollusca, Gastropoda, Stylommatophora, Geomitridae. The record is from the annotation of a GenBank genome assembly.
GUUGCUUUGUCCUUCUUCUCAUCAUCUUCAUCACGGCAGUGAUGUGUAUGAAGAAGUCUGGAAACAUGCAGUUGGAUGAGAUGGGCUUCCGGCAGAUCCCCAGUGCUGAUUACGAAGAUGACAGCGACAGCUUGGACUCGUUUGUGAUGGACAAGAACUCCUUCCCCAUGAAACCGCAGGCUUACUUUGCAGCCCAGACCAGCAGAGAGUACCACGAUGAACCUUCAAGUGGCGAGGAGGAUGGGGAGUCUAGUUUAUUUGAGAAACCUUUGGUCACUAGAAAAUAG